AUGAUUAGCACCAGAACAUCUGGGUUAUUGGCGAAGCAGAAGUGCGCUCGCGUUUCGGCAUGGAGACUGUACUCUUCGAACACAAGGAGUAAUAGAGCCACCACUGCCCGCGACACCACGUUCCAGACACCUCUGAAGUUCAGCGGGUUCAACACUGCGAGUUCGUCAUCUGACGUGAACAGACCGUCGCUUCUGGAUGGCGCGCCAGCAGAGAUGCCGAAAUUGACUGUGAGAGGGCCCGUAGAGUGCCCACUCAGCGGGGUGCAGCUUCUGAACUCGGCUUUGUUCAACAAGGGCACUGCGUUCACGGAGAAGGAGAGGACGGAUUUCAAGCUCCAUGGGCUUCUCCCUCCGCAGAUCAACACUCUCGAUGAACAACUCGAGAGAGCGUUCAAACAACUGUGCCAGUUGAAGACAUCCAUCGCCAAGAACGACUUCAUGACCAAUCUGAGAGUGACGAACAAGACUCUCUAUUUUGCACUAGUCAAGAGCCACAUUAUGGAAUUAGUCCCCAUUAUUUACACGCCAACGGAGGGUGAUGCCAUCGCGUCCUAUUCUGACAGGUUUAGAAAGACAGAGGGUGUCUUUUUGGACAUUACGGAACCAAACUCAGUGAUGCAAAGGAUGGCCGCUUACGGUGGUGACAAGAAGGAUAUCGACUACAUUGUCGUGUCUGACUCAGAGGGGAUCUUGGGUAUCGGCGAUCAAGGUGUCGGUGGUGUUAGGAUCGCUAUCUCCAAGCUCGCUUUGAUGACCUUGUGUGGUGGUAUUCACCCGGGUAGAGUCUUGCCCGUUUGUCUAGACGUUGGGACGAAUAACAAGCAACUGGCCCGUGAUGAGCUUUAUCUCGGUAACAGAUUCUCAAGAAUCAGGGGUAAACAGUAUGAUGAUUUCAUAGAGGAAUUCAUGAAAAGCGUGAAAACUCUGUACCCAAAUGCCGUCCUACAUUUUGAAGAUUUCGGUGUCAAAAAUGCUCGUAGAAUUUUGGAACGUUACAGAAACGAAGUACCAUGUUUCAACGACGAUAUCCAAGGUACCGGUGCCGUUGUAAUGGCAUCUUUGAUUGCAGCUUUGAAGCACACCCACAGAAAGCUGGCAGACACGAAGGUACUAGUGUACGGGGCUGGUUCCGCUGGCUUAGGUAUCGCUGAUCAAAUUGCAAGUCAUAUGGUCACACACGGUCUAACUUUGGAGGAAGCCCGCUCUAAGAUAUACCUGAUGGACAGACGUGGUCUAAUCUUAAGAUCCUACGAAGCCGGUUCUACGGCGCAACAACACGUGUAUGCGAAGCCAGAUGAGGAUUGGUCGAACGUCAACACGAAAUCCCUUUUCAACAUUGUAUCGCAAGUGAAACCAACCUGUCUGGUGGGAUGCUCCACCCAAGCCGGUGCGUUCACGAAGGAAAUCGUCCAGGAGAUGUACAAACACAACCCAAGACCCAUUGUUUUCCCGCUAUCGAAUCCAACGAGAUUGCACGAGGCUGUACCUGAAGACUUGAUGAAAUGGACCAACAAUGACGCCCUGGUUGCCACUGGUUCCCCAUUCCCACCUGUCGAUGGUUACAACAUCUCGCAAAACAACAACUGUUACUCCUUCCCAGGUAUUGGCCUGGGUGCCGUGCUGUCACGUGCCACCACGAUCAGUGAUAGGAUGAUCUCUGCAGCUGUUGACGAACUAGCUGCGCUAUCGAACCUUAAGGAGGGUGACUCGAAGCCAGGCCUGUUACCAGGGUUGGAAGUCAUCAACAACACCUCCUCCAGAAUCGCCGCUGCAGUGAUAUUGCAAGCGAUCGAAGAAGGUCAUGCGAGAAUUGAAAAUGAGGAAGACCCUAACAAGCCAGGCGAAAACAUCAAGGUGCCACGUAGCUUCGAUGCCUGUGUUGCCUGGGUCAAGGACCAGAUGUGGGAACCUAUAUAUAGACCACUGGUCAAAGUUCAGUAUGACCCAAAAGUGCAUACCUACCAGUUGUAA
Messenger RNA from Huiozyma naganishii CBS 8797, 1971 nucleotides. RefSeq names its product malate dehydrogenase (oxaloacetate-decarboxylating) (gene MAE1). Gene Ontology annotation, biological process: pyruvate metabolic process; malate metabolic process. Gene Ontology annotation, molecular function: malate dehydrogenase (decarboxylating) (NAD+) activity; NAD binding. The record is from RefSeq and is a predicted model, not a curated record. NCBI's taxonomy places the organism in Eukaryota, Fungi, Ascomycota, Saccharomycetes, Saccharomycetales, Saccharomycetaceae. The transcript has a single exon. Gene Ontology annotation, cellular component: mitochondrion. The coding region runs from base 1 to 1971 and encodes 656 amino acids.